AUGCUCAACACUCAACGCUCAAACUCAACAACGUCAGGGAAGUACACAUUUGAGGAGCAGCCCCUCUCAUCACAUUCACCCGCCACACGGCAAGACCGCCGACUUGUGACCUACACGUGUGAAAAAAAUCAGUUUCUGGAAGAUGGUAAGCCCGUAAAAGCCACUAUCCACUGCUCUGAGAUGACUCCUGAAAUGGAGUUCUGGGCCGUGGACUGCGCUGCCAUCGCUCUUGUCAAUCACGCCUCUAUCAAACAGGCCGCAGCUUACAUCAAGAAGGAAUUCGAUAAGCGCUUUGGACCUUCUUGGCAAUGUGUCGUGGGGAACAGUUUUGGUAGCUACGUGUCUCACUUCGAGGGAUCCUUCAUUUACUUCAUUCUCAAGGAUUUCACAGUGCUACUCUUCCAAAUAUGA
Molecule: messenger RNA, 411 nt
Organism: Hydatigera taeniaeformis
Lineage: Eukaryota; Metazoa; Platyhelminthes; Cestoda; Cyclophyllidea; Taeniidae
Source: the annotation of a GenBank genome assembly